Molecule: messenger RNA, 2395 nt
Organism: Nematostella vectensis (starlet sea anemone)
Lineage: Eukaryota; Metazoa; Cnidaria; Anthozoa; Actiniaria; Edwardsiidae
Product: FAS-associated factor 2
Exons: 14
Coding region: 92-1471 (459 amino acids)
Cellular component (GO): endoplasmic reticulum
Molecular function (GO): ubiquitin binding
Source: RefSeq, a predicted model, not a curated record
UGUUGUCGUUUUGGAUAACCAGACAUAGACCGCAAAGAACGCUGGGUCUUCCAUUUCGCCAGACCCGUAAAGCGUAUCGGGUAUUUUCAAGAUGGCGGCCGUGGAAGAGGAAGUAGGAGACCACCAAAUGGAGGUUUUGGUUCAAUUUCAGGAUAUAACCGGUAUUGAUGACGUGGAAAAAUGUCGAGCUGUACUUGAGAGACACGAAUGGAAUAUCGAGACUGCUGUCCAAGACACAUUCAAUGAAGCAGAGGGAGGCUUACCUAUAUAUCGACAGAACUCUAGCUCAUCUGAGUCGGAAAGAAAGACUGAGAAUCUAAGACCCACAGAUGAAGAAGACUUGCCAUCUUUGGUAGCUAACAAUCAUGAACAAGCUGUUGUUGCACAUCAAGAAAAUACUGGAAUAUUUCAAUGGAUUUGUGGUCUGUUUCUGUUGCCUGUAACCUUCACCACAAGCAUAUUUUCUGAUAUUUUUAGAUUUGUAGUUGGUCUCAUCUGGCCCACACUUUUCCAACCAAAAACAACACCAUUAGAAGAUGUACUGCGAUUUAAAGAAGAGUUUGAAGCAAAGUAUGGUACUGUACAUCCAACUUUCUACCAAGGUAGCUAUAGUCAGGUACUGAAUGACGCAAAACAGGAGCUGCGUUUUGUUCUAGUUUAUUUGCAUUCUGAUGACCACCAAGACACUCCUGAGUUUUGCAGAUCAACAAUGACUAACCCAGGAUUUCAAGAAUAUGUCAAUGGGAACAUGUUAUUCUGGACAGCUAGUAUAAAAUCUCCUGAGGGGAGCAGAGUAUCUAAUGCAUUGAGGGAAUCCACAUAUCCAUUCUUAGCACUAAUAUGCAGGAGAGAUAACAGAAUGAUGGUUGUGGGAAGAAUGGAAGGCCUGAUGACUGUGGAUCAGUAUGUAGCACUUCUGGCAAGAUUUAUAGAAGACAACGAGCCUGCUCUAGUGGCUGCAAGAGUUGACCGACAAGAGAGAAGUCUGGCCCAGACGCUUCGAGAUGAGCAAGAUGAAGACUAUCGCAGGUCAUUGCAGGCUGACCAGGAAAAGGAAAGACGAAGACGCGAAGAGCAAGAAAAGAAGCAAAAAGAAGAGGAGGCAGAGCGGCGCAAAAAACAAGCUAUCCUGGAAAAGCUCGAGUCUAUAGCACGCUUGAGGGUUGAGAAGCAAGACCAGUUACCGGAUGAACCAGAUGCAAGUAACCCGGAGGCUUUGUGUGUGCGUAUCAAACUUGCAAGUGGCAAACAAUUGCAAAGAUACUUUCUCAAGACACACAAACUUCAGACGCUGUAUGACUUCGUUUUUUGUGACGAAGAUGCCCCGACUGAGUUCCGCCUAGCUUCGCACUUUCCGCGUAAAGUAUACUCGCUAGAGAGCUGUCAGGACGCCACCCUCGAGAGUGUGGGGAUAUGUUCUUCCGCUGCUCUCUUUGUGGAGAACACUGCGGAGGAUAGCGACAGCGACUGACGAGGCGAUUUCCCGAUCAUGUGAAGAGAGCGGAAACAGAAUCACAAACAUACAUUAUCAGAUUAUAGCAGGUGUUCCUGGUGAAAGCGACACGAGAACAACGUUAUUGUAGUUUCGGACCCUUUAUUCGAGUGGGAGGCGUGGGCAGCAAUUGCCGACCAGAAGGCGCAAAAUGUGGUGUUUCCUACGCACAUUCACCGAUUCCUUCGAGACUACUGGUUUUACUUCCAGGACUAAAUGUAUUAUAGCGGCGUAAACGGAGACAUUGAUUUAGUAGCUUUUACUAUUUUUAAUUCCACUUUUCCAAGUGACUUUUUAUGGACUAAGCUGGGAGGUUGAGUUACGUCCAUGUUUAUUCAGUGACACUCGUGCUUUUCACCCGAUUUUUAUUUCAUUUGAAGAUCCUGGUAUUCGGGAAGAAAUCGUGUUUGCGUGUCGUUAGCGGAUGAACCAAUUAGACGCGCGUGUCCUCUAUGGAGCUCGUCGCCAGGCCGCUUUCUUUCCCUUGGCUUACUAUUCGCAUUCAUUUCUGGCGUUUAUUUUUGGGCACUUUUUGAAAACACAUAGUUACACAUCGCCCCACGCCCCCUCCCCCCCCCCCCCCAUUCCUCAACAAAAUCCUGGCAACGUGCCUGAGUAGGCAGAAAUUGUACAUUGCUGAAGUUUUUUAUUAUGUCUGAGAUAAUUCCCUUACUUUACUAGCUACGAUUCAACGAUUCACAUCUAUCUAUGCAUCAUCUAAAAAACUAUUUCUUCAAAACAGAUAUUUUAUUUCCUCCCAGUCAGAUUUCGUUAGUAUUAUUCGAGCUUGGUCGGAGAGGUUGAGUUUUAAAAACAAUUCUCAACUGAAAUUAUUUUUGGGCACUUGCUCAUUGUACUCUUAGUUUUUGAUAAAUAUGUUAAAAUAAAUAUUUAUUAAUCAAA